AUGGAUGGCUGUGCUGGCAGGACACCCAUGUGCCGCACUGGCCAGCCCCUUGUGGAUCAGAGGCUGAUGUGAAGCUGAUCUGAUGCUUUCCCAGGGAAGUGCAUCUCCUUUCUACGUGUUGCUCAACAGCUGUCAGUUCCUGCUCCCCACUGGGGGACCUGGACUUGCUGUCCCCUCUCUGCUGAUGGGUUGCAGGGGAGUGGAAGGGUCCCCAUCGCUCCCUUCCCAAAAAAGACACAUCUGUCCCACAAAGGAAGGUGGCAUGUGGUGUGGAUGUUGGAGCUGAACACUCUUCACAUGAACAUGGAAGAGGACAAUGGCACCGGCUGGCCCUCCAGCUGGGUAGGCAGACCUUGGGGGCAUGCAUGUUGGUUUGCAUUUUCCUUGUCAGUGCAGAUUGCCCCGUCCUGAUACAAAGCAGCCCUUCAGAGGGUAUUUCUGUCUGUGCUUUCUGUGCUCGUGUGAGAAACGAGAAGUGCUAGAGUGAGAGGGGGAGGAGGGCACGAGGGCUGUGCAGGCACAGCCCACGACUGCUUGCUUAUAGCAGACCAUCCUUUCACCUGUCAGGAGCUAUCAUUAGACAAGGUGGCACUGGCUUUUUGGACUCUGAAAAUGAACCUCAGGAGGAUUUUCCUAGUCAAGUGCUUGCUGCUUUGGUUUCCCAAUGUAAAAGGCGCCGACACCAGAAGGAUUUAUGUGGCAGUGGAUGGGUCAGCUUUUUUCAACAUCAUGACUACUGGGACUGUGCAUGAGGCAACAUGGUCAAGAAAUGAUCAGAGGUUACUUCAGAUAAAAAAUAAGAAAAUUAAGUAUUACACAGACAGUAGUGGCUGCAGGUGUAAGGUACUCUUCAAUGGGACUCUACAAAUACAGCAUGUGAUGAAAGAGGACAGCGGCAUGUACACAGUGCUUGUUUACCACGAAGAUGGAAAACUGAAGGCAGAAGAAAAAACAGCACUCAUUGUUCAGGAGCCUGUCCCUCAGCCAGUCAUCUAUGCUGAAUGCAUUAAUAAAACCACAACUGUGAAAUGUGAAGUGAAGCAGACGUCUAAGAACCAAACAUUUAUGAUAGAAGUGGCUCAUGAUAAAAUUAAAAAAAGUAAUUUAACAAAGGUGGAAUUUACUACAACCCAUUCUGGGAGGUUCAGAUGUACUGUUAAGAAUGAAGUCAGCGAAAAAACAACUGAGACACAAGUCAAGUGUUCAGGCCAGCUGGACUUCUAUCUUAUCAUCAGCAUAGCAGGAGGCGCAAUAUUGUUUGUCACCUUUGUGAUUUUGCUUAUUUUCUGCAUCAGGAAGAAAAAAACAGAAAGGCUUGAAGAUGAUGAUGAGGAGAGGAUGAUGCAGAUUCGCAAGGUAGAGACCGAGAUGGCAGUGCGGGAGCUCCCUCGUCCGCCAGCCAACCCUACCCCGCGGCAGGUGCGCCUGCAGCAGAGGCCUCUGCCGCAGCCCCAGGGGCAGCAGCAAGCCGUGCCUCCGUGGCCCAGGCCACGCACCCAGCCGCGGACUCCAAACCAACCGAGAGAGAGACCUUGAGCGUCUGGCCUCGGAGGGACGGAGCUCUCUCUGCUCCACGACUCGCCAGAAGAAGGAAGUUUACAGUUGUCAGGAAACCUUCCCGCCCAGGCUUGCGUAAUGCUCAGCUAUGAAGCGCCAGCUUUCGUUGCAUAAAAUUAGAGAGAACAUCAAAUAGCUGGAGAUGGAGAGACACGGUGGAGGACACUGAAGGGACCUCAUCCCUGGAGCCAUGUUAAUUCAACUGAGCCUUGACACCUGUGUCUUUCUGUGGUUCACUUGUUUUUACUGCACCUUGUUGUUUUGCUUUUUGGAUGGAUUAUCUCAAGAAGAAAUGAAAGCCCUAGGGAGACAACACGGGCUUACGGAUCUCACGUGGUUCUGUCACGUAGCUUUCUGUUCUCCUGCCAUGCAUUAGGACAGCCCUCUGGUUUCAGCAUCAAAUGCAUGAUCUCCUGGACAGAAAAAUAAGUUGUACAUAAUCAAUUGCCUGUCUGAAGUUGAAAGAAUUGGGUUGUCCGAUGCAGAGAAGAAAAUACUGAAAGGAGAUGUGAGAGCCUGAAGUAUGUAUGUGGGAAAAACGCAAGUAGGGAAGGAGUAAACCCUUCACGUUCUCUACCAUAUUUAGAACAAGAAAUCACGUGCUUAUAUUGCAGAAAGAGAGAUUUAGAUUGGAUUUUUUUUUCCCAACAGACAAAUAAAGCGUGGAGACAAAUUUCUGGGAGAGUAUCACCAACACUUUGGGUUUCAGAGGAUGGAUUAGACAGCAACCUGCAAGGUACCCUCAUCUGCUGAGGGCCAGGGAAACGUGCUACAUGGUUUCCCCAUGGACUGCUUCAGCUGUUUUCUCUGACUUCUUGCUGGCAGAUAAAAUGAAACUAUACUUCCUACAUGUAUAACCAGGUGAUUGCAGAGAAUUGUUGAGAGAUCUCUCAAAGGGAGAGGUGUGUAUACGGACUGCAAUAACUGCUCAUACAUCACUCCACGUGCUGGACAAAUGCUGCUCACUCCUCUGGUCCUUGGAAAUGUUCAUAACUGCCUCUGUUGGACAGCUGAGGAGCUGGGAGAGGACAUAACUCAGAGCAAUAUCUGAAUGGAUAAAUGAGCCCAUCUGGUGUAACCUGCAGCAUAGGUGGAGAAAGGGAGAGCUACCAGAGCCACAGAGCAUGAGCCAUCUGACCACCAUUUUGUUGCGAUAGGUAGAACAUGUAGUACGUCUUUCAGGGUUGGUUAUUCUGCACGCAUCAUGGGAGUUAAAAGAGCCAUCCUUUGUUUCUCCUCAGAAAUGUGACUAUUUUUUUCUUCUGGUAUAAGGGCAGAGAAGAAACUUGUCAAGGAGAAGGAGGUAUUUGCCUCAUCCAGAGCUCAGUCACUUUGCUUGAACUCCAGUUGUGGACACAGUGUUGGAAGUGCCACUUGUUCUUGCCUUAGCUUUCUGCAGCUUGUUUUAGGGCUUCUACUUAUUUAAAGUUGCAUUCGGUAAACGUUUCAUGGCUAAUUUUGUAAUACAAGCUAUGUCCCUAUAGUGAAUGAAUAAAGAUAAGAGUGGGUGGUGAGUA
Molecule: messenger RNA, 3074 nt
Organism: Cygnus olor (mute swan)
Lineage: Eukaryota; Metazoa; Chordata; Aves; Anseriformes; Anatidae
Product: T-cell surface antigen CD2-like
Exons: 5
Coding region: 613-1536 (307 amino acids)
Source: RefSeq, a predicted model, not a curated record